GUACCUGUAUAAAAACAUGAUGACUCUCGGAUAUCUACAACAAUGGUCCAUCAUCUGCGUCGAUUGCGAUUGCGGCUGCGUGGACUCGUACAACGGCGGCAGCGUUGAGUUGCGGCACGGCCAGGUACAGGCAGCGGCAGCAGCAGCAGCGGCAGCCUCCGCUCAGAGCUUUGUGAUCAGCAGCAGCAGCAGCGGCAGCCACAACAGCAACAGCAUCAGCCUCAGCCUCAAGACGGCGCACGCAAAGGUUGCCACAUCGGGGGGGCAUGCCAAUACGCAGCCCCCCAGCAAACGUUCCAGCAGCGGCGCCGACGGCGACUAUCAGCUGGUGCAGCACGAGGUGCUCUAUUCGCUCUCUGCCGAAUAUGAGGUCCUGGAGUUUUUGGGCCGCGGCACCUUUGGUCAGGUGGUCAAGUGCUGGAAACGCGGCACCUCCGAAAUUGUUGCCAUUAAGAUUUUGAAAAAUCAUCCCUCCUAUGCGCGCCAGGGUCAGAUUGAGGUCUCGAUACUCUCGCGGCUCAGUCAGGAGAAUGCGGAUGAGUUUAAUUUUGUGCGCGCCUUCGAGUGCUUUCAGCACAAGAAUCACACCUGCCUGGUCUUUGAGAUGCUCGAGCAGAAUCUCUAUGAUUUUCUCAAGCAAAACAAAUUCUCACCGCUGCCGCUCAAGUACAUACGUCCCAUACUGGAGCAGGUGCUGACUGCCCUGUUGAAGCUGAAGCAACUGGGCCUGAUUCACGCCGAUCUGAAGCCGGAGAACAUAAUGCUUGUGGAUCCGGUGCGUCAGCCGUAUCGCGUUAAGGUCAUCGAUUUUGGCAGCGCCUCGCAUGUGAGCAAAACCGUUUGCAAUACGUAUCUGCAAUCGCGCUAUUAUCGCGCGCCCGAGAUCAUAUUGGGCUUGCCGUUCUGCGAGGCCAUCGAUAUGUGGUCGCUGGGCUGUGUUGUGGCCGAGCUCUUUCUGGGCUGGCCCCUGUAUCCGGGUAGCUCGGAGUUCGAUCAGAUACGCUAUAUAUCACAGACACAGGGUCUGCCCACGGAGCAUAUGCUGAAUAGCGCCUCGAAAACAUCGAAAUUCUUUUAUCGUGACGUCGACUCGACGUAUCCAUUUUGGCGCCUCAAGACCACCGAAGAGCACGAGGCGGAGACGAACACCAAGAGCAAGGAGGCACGCAAAUAUAUCUUCAAUUGUCUGGAUGAUAUUGGCCAGGUGAAUGUGCCCACAGAUUUGGAGGGCGGCCAAUUGUUGGCCGAGAAAACGGAUCGUCGUGAAUUCAUAGAUCUACUGAAGCGCAUGCUGACCAUAGAUCAGGAGCGCCGUCUGACCCCAACCGAGGCACUGAAUCACAGCUUCACGAGGCUCACCCACCUGGUCGACUAUGUCUAUUGCAACAAUGUGAAGGCCUCUGUCCAAAUGAUGGAGGUCUGUCGUCGCGGCGAUUUCCAUACCGUACAACCAGCUCCCACGCUGGUCACCAAUUUCGUGCCCAGCAGCACCGAGAACAUGACCUUUACCAUCAACAAUCAGCUGACCAGUCAGGUGCAGCGCCUCGUGCGCGAUGGUCGUCCUUUGGCCUACGAGGGUCUCUAUCAAAUCUACGGCGGACGCAAUGUGGCACGUCAGUAUCCGCAGGCGCGCACCGACACGUUCCAGCAUCAGCUGGUCUCCAACAUACUCUGUCCGCCCUCGUAUCAGGCCAUGCCCAGUCCCACCAAGCAUGUGGUGGCCACAAUGCAGCCGCCGUUGCAGGUGCCGCCCCAGCAAUAUGUCAAUGUGCCGGUGCCCGUGUCCAUGGUGGAGCCCAGCUCGGGUCAGCGUAUGCUGCUCACCAAUCGGGUCCAGGCAAGUGGCGUUGCCUGGCCGCAAACCGGGCGCCAGAUGGCAUUGGUGCCAUCCUGGCCGCAACAGGCGCCGGCACAUUCGCUAAUCGUUGACUCGACGCCGCUGUUCAAUGUGGAGGAGAUCUAUCCCAAGCAUCAUCUCAACUUGCCGCGCAACGAUCUCAAGAAGGAGUCGCCGGCUCACCAUCUAGCCAAGGGCAACUCUUAUCGCGUGCCGCGUCACGAGAAGAAGGAACACCAGCAGCUGUCGCCCGUCAAGAAGCGUGUCAAGGAGAGCUCGCCGCCGCAUCAGCAGCGCUAUCAGCGCGCCGCCCACGUCUCGCCGCAAUACCACGCCCAUCACAAUUGCAACUACGGAGGCGGCUAUGGAGCUGGCGCUGCCGGAGCCGUUGUGGCCAGUUCUGCCUCAUCGGCCAGCAAUAUUGUCAAUGCCAGUGGCAGCAGCUCGUCGAGCUCGCAUCAUCACGCGCCCGUGGCACAUGCACCACACGGCAGCAGCAGCAGCAACAGCGCCUACAACACCGCUGGCCAUCACAUUGUCAUCAACAAUUGCAGCGGUGGGGGCGGCGGUGGCAGCUCCGCUGUGGGCUAUAAUGCCAGCGGUGGCAGCAGCAGCAGCCAGCCGCCGUUGCAUGCGCAUCAGCCGCAGCACGUGAAGCAGCCGACAAUUACCAUACAUGACACGCCCUCGCCAACUGCGGUUGUGGGCGAUGUGAUCACCAUUUCGGACAGCGAGGACGAGGGCGCCGAUCUACCGCCAAACAGCGCCACAGUCGCGCCCAUCAAGCAGCGCGCGCACGCCCAGUCGCAGACCAGCAGCAGCCUAAUGCAGCAGCAGCAACAACACCAACAUCAACAGCAGCAACAUCAACAACAGCAGCAGCAGCAACAGCAGCAGCACUCGGCGAGCAAUUCGAGCAGCAAUCUGCAUUGCCGCAGCAGCGGACAGCCGUUGCAUGUGCAACAUCAGGCCGUUAAUUAUGGUGAUCACGAUCCGGAAGAUGCGCGACGACGUCAUCAUGCCGCAGCAGCCGCCGCCCUGGCCGUGCCCAGUCCCAAGCAUCAUCAUCACCAGCAGCAGCCGCAGCAGCAGCAACAGCAGCAACAUCAUCAUCACCAGCAGGUGCAGGUGCAGCCGGCACAGCAGACGCCGCACUAUCAGCCACAGCCGCCGCCGCCGCAAGCCCAAUCGCAGCUGCAACCACAGCAGCAGCAGCAGCAGCCCAGCAUCAAAUACGAGCCGGGGCAAUCGCAAAAGAAACGUAUUCUGGCCAUGGCUCAAAGCGAGUGCAACUAUCAGCCGCAGCCGCAGGUGCAGAUACAGGUGCAACAACAGCAGGCACCGCCGCCGCCCGUUGCCAGUCUGCCGCAUAUUCCAACCAAACAGGAGCCGCCCGAAUUCUAUUCGGACUACGCGCCACAGCAGCAGCAACAGCCGCCACAGCAACAGCUGCAACUGGAGGCUAAGCGCAGCUCCUGGGCAGCCGGCUCCAGCGGCGCAGCCAUGCCGCUGGCACAUCCGAAGCGCGAAGCGCCCUCCGUUGCGCCCGUCAGCUAUGUGACGCCCACUGUGGCUCCGCCGUUGGCCCACUCGAAGAGCAGCUCGAGCAGCUCCUCGUCGAUAAGCGCCGCGGCCGCCGCAGCGGCUGCAGCUGCUGCCGCUGCCGCCAGUGUGGGUCCGCCGUCGUGGGGCGCACCGCAGGUCUAUCGCCAGCCAUCGCAGCCGCCACCAACAUCGGCAGCUGCUGCCGCUGGCCAGCCGCCAGCUGGGCCAUCGCAUCAUCAUCAUGGCAGCCACAGUCAUCAUCAUCAUCACCAGGCGGGCACGCCGCUGGGCGGCUCACCCUCAUCGACGGCCGCUGCGGCCAUGCUGCAGACGGACAUUUACGCACAGGGCGACAUGUAUCGACGUCCCACGGUCUACGUAUCCCAGGCCGCGCCCACAUACGCCUAUGCGAAUCGCACGGUGGUUGCGCCACCGCCAGCACACAACAGUUCCAGUCGACAGGUCAUACCAUCCCAUCCGUUGCCGGCUCACAUACAGAUCCCGACACAGUACAGCCAAUUUGGACCAUUGAGUCCCGCCCAGGUAGCUGCCAGCAAGCAUGCAGCGCACUUUGCGCCCACCAACAUAUGGUAUGGAGCUGAGUAGCUUGCAGGGUGAACGAACGCGGGUUGACGAGGAUCCCGGAUCCCAGAGGCCACCACUGACAAGAACACAGCAACAACUACAACACAGUCUCUCCCAUCCCCCCCAAAAAAA
Messenger RNA from Drosophila novamexicana, 4099 nucleotides. RefSeq names its product homeodomain-interacting protein kinase 2 (gene Hipk). Gene Ontology annotation, cellular component: cytoplasm; nucleus. Gene Ontology annotation, molecular function: ATP binding; protein tyrosine kinase activity; protein serine/threonine kinase activity. The transcript has 9 exons. The record is from RefSeq and is a predicted model, not a curated record. Bases 17 to 3988 code for a protein of 1323 amino acids. NCBI's taxonomy places the organism in Eukaryota, Metazoa, Arthropoda, Insecta, Diptera, Drosophilidae. Gene Ontology annotation, biological process: peptidyl-serine phosphorylation; peptidyl-threonine phosphorylation.